Messenger RNA from Nelumbo nucifera (sacred lotus), 1625 nucleotides. RefSeq names its product proline transporter 2-like. The record is from RefSeq and is a predicted model, not a curated record. Lineage: Eukaryota; Viridiplantae; Streptophyta; Magnoliopsida; Proteales; Nelumbonaceae.
CCAUAUCCAUAUGCUUAAAGGAUGCAUUCAAGAUUGACUCUUAUCUCAGAUUCUUUUAAACAUUAUUAUAUGGUUUUGUGAUCGCGCGUGUUACUGCUUUUGCUCUGAGUCUCCAACUUCUCAGGGGAAAUGGAGAGGGAGGAAACCAAGGGAGCAGAGAACACGACCUGCAGCGCAGAAGUUUUCAGCAUUGAGGCAGAUCAAGUAAAAGGCGUUCAAUUGAACGGAGAUUAUCUCACGUCUGCACACACCAUUGAUCAUGAUUCAUGGCAACAAGUGGGUUUCCUACUGAUAACGAGCUUCAAUUGUGGAUACAUCUUGAGCUUUUCGAACCUGAUUUUGGUGCCUCUUGGUUGGGUGUGGGGUGUAAUCUGCUUGUUGGUUGUGGGCUUUUUUACUGCCUACGCCAACUGGCUCUUGGCAGGUCUUCACAUAAUACAAGGCCAGAGGUUUAUAAGAUACAGAGACCUCAUGGGGUUUGUAUUUGGAAGAAAACUGUAUUAUAUCACAUGGGUCCUCCAAUUCUUGACUCUUCUCCUUGGAAACAUGGGCUUCAUUCUUCUAGGCGGCAGAGCUCUAAAGGAAAUCAAUUCAGAGUUUAAAGUCUGCCCCUCCAGUCUCCAACUUUUCAUUGCCAUAUCCGGGGUGGCCUUCUUUAUGUUCUCAUUUGUUGUUCCGACAAUGUCCGCCAUGAGACGCUGGUUGGCAGGCUCAACGAUUCUAACAUCCAUCUACAUUGUCAUGCUCUUAGCCAUAUUAAUAAAAGAUGGUAAAUCUAGGACGAAAGUGGAUUACAACAUUGGCGGAAGCCAAUUAGAUAAGGUAUUCAAAUCCUUCGGCGCAAUUUCUGCUAUUAUUGUCAGCAAUACCUCGGGCUUGCUGCCAGAGAUUCAGUCAACUCUCCGUCAGCCGGCUAUUAAGAACAUGAGAAGAGCUUUAUACCUGCAAUACACGGUUGGGCUUGUAUUUUAUUACGGUGUUACCCUCGUCGGAUAUUGGGCCUACGGUUCGUCUGUGUCCGAGUAUAUCCCCAAAGAACUUAGUGGGCCUAGUUGGGCUAAGGUCAUGAUCAACAUUACGGUCUUCCUCCAGACAAUAAUUUCUCAGCAUAUGUUCAUUGCGCCGAUACAUGAGGCUCUUGAUACAAAUUUCCUAAAACCUGAUGAGAGAAUGGACUCCAGGGAAAAUCUUAAACGCCGCCUCGUUUUGCGUGCAGCCAUCUUCACACUGAACACAUUUGUGACAGCUGCAUUUCCUUUCAUGGGUGACUUUGUGAACUUGCUUGGGUCAUUCUCGCUCUUUCCACUGACCUUUGUGUUCCCAAGCAUGGUUUUUAUGCAGGUCAAAGGGAAGACAGCUAGAAAGAAAGAAAAGAUGUGGCAUUGGGCCAACAUUGUUGUUUUCUCCAUUCUCACUGUAGCCACAACAAUCUCUGCUAUCCGCUUAAUUGUAAACAAUGCGAGGGUUUAUCAUUUCUUCGCAAACAGAUGAUAACCCUGUGUGCAUUCUUCUCUUACAACUUUACAAGUUUAUAGAGAGUGUAUUAAGCUUGCCUAGAUGGUAUUAUUGUUGGUGUUUAUCAGAUUUUAUGAUUCAAAUUAAAUCCUUUUAAGUUUUAUUCGUUC